AUGCUGCUCAGGGUUCUCUUGCUGAGUUUCGCGUCCCUCCCUUGGGUUUGGGGGUCUCAGAGAUGUCAAUGCCACUGCACCUGCCUGGCAGAGCAAGAGAGGAGGGGCUCGCAGGUGCCGAGCAGGCAGACCCGGCAGCUCCGGCAGUACCGCCAACCUAGGCACAGGCACAGGCUAAGAGGUUCCAAGAUCCGUUCAGAAGAGUUUGCACCACAAAUCAUUGACCACCCCUCUGACCUGGUGGUUGGUCAGAACCAGCCUGCUACCCUGAACUGCCGUGCCACUGGAAAUCCAGCACCCACAAUUGAGUGGUAUCGCAACGGAGAGCGCUUGAAAACAACCGAAGAUGACGCUACGUCCCAGCCUACCCUCCUGCCCGACGGGUCUCUCUUCUUCCUCCAAUUCAGCCAGAAGAAGGGCAAAUCAGAUGAGGGCGUGUACAACUGUGUGGCCAGAAACCACCUGGGCAAUGCCACGAGCAAGAAUGCCUCACUCUAUGCGGCAGCUCUGCGGGAAGAUUUUCGGCUUCAUCCCACGGAUUCAGUGGUGACAAGUGGAGAACAACUGUUGCUAGAAUGCAUCCCCCCUAAGGGACAUCCGGAGCCUAAAGUCUCAUGGAAGAAGAAUGGAAUCCCCAUAAACGAGGAAAGUGGACAUUAUGAGGUCUCUGGUACAAAGCUUCUGGUAGCCCAUGCUCUGAAAAGUCAUUCAGGAGCAUAUGUUUGCUUGGCCACUAAUCUGGUAGGAGAGAGAGAAAGCAGAGCGGCCUUGGUGUCUGUCUUGGAAAAACCAGUGUUCACUCGGAGACCUAGUGACAUUGCGGCCAAACUUGGAAGCACCGUCCAGUUCAUGUGUGGAAUCCAUGGAGACCCAAUGCCCACUGUCCAGUGGCACAAAGAAUAUGGAGAGCUUCCCUCAGGAAGGUAUGACAUAAGCCAAGAAAACACCCUUCAGAUUCGCCAUCUGAUAGUGUCCGAUGCUGGGAAAUACAUCUGUAUCGCCUACAAUCAGGUGGGGAUCAUCUUUGCCAAGGCAUCUUUAACAGUGCAAGAUCUCCUGGACACUGGCCAGAAUGAGCAAGACUUGGCAAAAGGGUUGGCAAAAGGCCAAAACAUCAGGGUUUACCUGGCAAACGUUACUGCCGUUCCCUCCGCUCCUGCAGCCCACCUGCACUGGAAGGUCAUCCCUACUUCCCAGCACAUAGAAGGUUACAUGGUCCUCUACCGUGCACUACUCCCUGUGAACACACAUUGGGCUGAAUGGAACAUCCCAAGAGACCACCAGGCUAUUGUUCCAGCACUUGAAAGAGGCUACAAGUAUGAAUUCAAAGUGCGACCGUAUGCAGGGAAGUUCCAUGGCUCAGACAGCAAUACAAGACAUCUCUGGAUCCCGGAAGAAGUGCCCAGCGCUCCUCCUCAGAGCAUCAGCAUUACCAUGUCCCAAGAUGGGAAUGGCUCUGGGAUAGUCCUCUGGGAGCCUCCGCCGCAUGAUGCACACAACGGCAUCAUUAAAGGGUACCAGGUCUGGUUCCUGGGCAAUGAGACACAUCAGGGCUCUAAUAGGACUGUAGAUGGAGGAACGCACAGUCUGGAAGCAACAGGACUGGGUUACGGGCUAAAAUACUGCGUCCGGGUAGCAGCCAUAAAUGGAGCAGGAGUCGGAGUGGCCAGUAACCCUGUAUGCAGCGCCCUAGAACCUACAGUGGGGAAAAUGGCAAAGAUUCCUGAUUUCCUGUCUGCCAACUACAUCCUGGAAGUGAUGCGCCAGCCGGUCUUCAUCGCCAGUGUGGGCUCUGCGCUCUGGAUCAUGCUGAUGGUGCUGGCGGUUUACGUUUGCCAACAACAAGCCCGACAGCACAGCAAGAGACGGCAGUAUGGUCUUGGUGAAGGUUUGUACAGAAAUGCAAGUGCUGACACCAUCAUCAAACACAGGGUAGACUCAAGUGAUUCCCCCUGGCUUUCCAACACGUGGAAGUCCACCUCUGGUUCCAAGAACUACAGCAGCAGCCUGAGCAGCCAACUCCUGUGGACUGAGCCCAAAGACAACCAGGACUUCCACAAAUCGACCGUGUCCUGUGACGGGCAGAGCCAAGGAUCUCACACCCAGGCUGUUCCUCUGGCUCCUGACAGCAGCAGCAGCAGCAGCCUGUACGGAGCCCUCUAUGUAGACCUUCCUGCAAAAGACCUGAAGACCUUCUACGGCGCUCCUUUGCCUCACCUGUCCAGCCCCAGCCUGCCAAGCAUGGAACUGGCACGACCAGGUGACCAGAGGCUCCUCCCUCUCUGCAGCCAGAAUCUGAGGAUAGAUAACGCCAAAAUCCGGGGAGCAGUACGGCAAGGGAAGGGGGCCAGUCCCUCGUCUCCAAACCUUAUCCUCCAGGCAUCCUGGGAAAAAAACAGCAAGAAAGAGCUGCAACAAGUACACAGCACACCUACGACUCCAUCUGGCUUUUCGACAGACUGGAGCAACCACAGCAGCCGGAUCAGUGGCCUCAUCUCUGGAAAGCACCACAGAAUCCCUGGGGAAACGAAAAAGGUGCUGAAGACAUACAGCUCCCCAAAGUUCUCACAGGGCAGCGCCUCGCAGAACGUCACUGUUCUGUUGCCUCCGCCUCCUCCAAUCCCUCCGGGCUUUCAAGUUUCCCAAGAUCACAGCACCCAGCAAGAGUGUACCUGCACUUGUUACCUGGAGCCUCCUGCAGCCUCGGUACUCCAGCAACAGGGCGAGGAUUCCCCGCGGACAACCAAGGGGUCCCCAAGAGAAAGCCAAGACUUCCCCACUCUGCCAUACAACCGCCUCUCUGCAGCUUCAAUCUCUGCGUCCCUCAUUGACGACAGGGAGACGGUGCUUACCCCGGACGAAGUGGCUGAAUACCUGGAACUCAGCGAGGAGGCCGAUUGUCCAAGGCAGAAGAGCGAUGGCUCCUCCGCUCACCCUUGGGCUUUCUCUGCACCUCAUACCUAUGGAUACAUCUGUGGCCAGCUGGCCUCACAGCUGCUGGAUACGGAUGGUGCCGAUGAGGACGAAGACCCUGACUUGCAGGAGGGGGGCUGCCAUCCCACGAAGUUCUUCCGGGGUUUCUGCAGGACUCCCUCGUCCAGCCUGAGCGAGGAUGAAGCUUCCCUGGGGGGCUCCCUGCUCAACGGGUGGGGCUCCGUCUCAGAGGACAACGGCACCAGUACCCGCUGCAGCCUGGUCAGCUCCUCCGAUGGCUCCUUCCUCCUGGAUGCCAAUUUUGCUCAGGCCCUGGCUGUGGCGGUGGACAGUUUCUGCUUCGGGCUGGCUCAGAGGGAGGCGGACAAAGCACUGACAGACUUCUUGCCCUCUGCUUCUCCUCCCGAUGGAAUCAUGCAUCCGCAUGCUACUGCAGAGAGCUUGGAGGAUGCUCGGCAGAAGCCCAGACCACAGCCCUUUCCUGUAUGGGAGUGGAGCACAGACUGGGUGAACGAUAUGGAAGCCAAGUACAUGCAGGCAGCUGAGAACUGGAGCAGCACCCCAGAGUUUGGAGAAAAAAAGGCAGCCCUGGAAGAGACCCAGAAACUCGCACUCCCCUUGCAGGGGACAAACGGUGCCUGCGAGUCUGACUUGAUCAGCUACCCAGACGGAGCAGUGGGUGCCAGCCAGGUCUCUCUCACUCGCACCCAGAACGCAGGGUCAGGAGCCUUUGCCGUUCCUAAAGGAGGCGAGGAAGCGCCAAUGGGAAAGCCCGCCAUUCAGAAACAAGGGCUGGAAAGCAGUCCUUGA
Messenger RNA from Euleptes europaea (tarantolino), 3744 nucleotides. RefSeq names its product roundabout guidance receptor 4 (gene ROBO4). Bases 1 to 3744 code for a protein of 1247 amino acids. Gene Ontology annotation, biological process: synapse organization; homophilic cell-cell adhesion. NCBI's taxonomy places the organism in Eukaryota, Metazoa, Chordata, Lepidosauria, Squamata, Sphaerodactylidae. Gene Ontology annotation, cellular component: neuronal cell body; axon; plasma membrane. Gene Ontology annotation, molecular function: axon guidance receptor activity; protein binding. The transcript is spliced from 20 exons. The record is from RefSeq and is a predicted model, not a curated record.